UAUAUCAUUUUUAAAUUUAUUUAAUUUUAAUCGAGUGAAUUAAUGUUUUUUGUAAUUUAAGCUUUAUUAAUUUAAUUUUUAUACACUUGUUGAACGAGCUUAUAGCGAAACUCGUUGAUUAUCUUUAAUUUUAUUUCAUGUUUUGUACUAUAAUUUUUUCACUACCUAUAUUAUAUAUAAAUAUAUAUUGGUCAAAUUUAAGAUCAAAUUUUAUAUCGAUAGAAAUGAGGAUCAUUUUUAUUAAAAACUCCAAUUCGUUUAUCUCAUUCACAUUAUUGCUUAAACCCCAAUAAUUUCGUAUUAAUAAUUUCGAUUGCAAAAAGAAAAGCGAAACGAGCAAAAGGGAUCGUUCAACUAAAAAGUUUUCCUUUCGAAAAUGAAGAGAAAGAAGAGCGCCUCCCUUCGCACAUUAUUCCAUAAUUCCAAUAAUUCUGUACUUCUCUCGCUUCGUCCCGUCUCGCACGCCAAACUCUGGAACUCCCUUACCUCUGGCGAGAUAGAUAAGAAAGUUGAAGGAAAGGGGGCAGGCGAGGAGCGGAAGGUAGGAAAGGAGGGGAUGGGAACGGCGGCGGAGUGGGGGGGGCCCUGUUACGCAGGAGGCGGAAGUGGGAGGGGGUGAGGACGAGCAGCGCGAUCGAGAUCGUGAGUAGGUCACUGGGACGUGGCUCGUGGCCGAGGCGAGCGUGGCUCGCGCCUUCAGUCGGUCCCCGUCGGCCAACCUCGAACCAACUCUCAGCGGGCCCCGUCCUAUACGCGCGCGCGCGUACACGUAGCUCGCUCGACACGACACCACUUCCCAUCCGUUUUUCUUCUCUCCUCGCCUGCCGGGAACGGAACAAGGGAAGAGAAGAGGAAGAAGGAGGGGGGAGAAAGGAGGGGAAGGAAGAGAGGCCCCGAUGACAAAGUCGGGGCGAGUUUCGUGGCAGUUUUUUCUUCGCUCGCGCGCGUGACGAGGGUGAACGGGGGGAAAGGAAGAAGGGAAAAGAAAGAGGAAAGGACUCUGCUGCCGGGGAAGGAACGAGUCCGCGGGAUAAGAGAGAGAGGAGACCCGGAGAGGACGAUGGAGAGGACGUGGCGGAAGUCGACUCUGAUCUUAUUGCUGCCUCUGCUUUUCGCCAGGGCGCGGUGCGAGGCGCCGCUGGUGGACAGCAGCGCCCUCCCGUUGGAGCACAGGUCGGUUUACGGGGCGGGCGGCGCGCAGUACGCGCACGGCGCGGAGGAGAACUGGCCGCUCGCCUCGCCCGACACUCCCCAGAUCAAGCACCUCCAAGUGCAGUGCGAGAAGACGCACAUGCGCGUGAACAUCGAGUUCGACAGGCCGUUCUACGGGAUGAUCUUCAGCAAGGGCUUCUACUCGGACCCCCACUGCGUCCACUUGAAGCCCGGCACGGGCCACCUGAGCGCCACCUUCGAGAUAUUCCUCAACUCGUGCGGGAUGAGCUCCUCGGCCAAUCACAACGUGGCCGCUUACGGGGCGCCCACUCCCUCGGGCAGCUACGUCGAGAACACGAUCAUCGUCCAGUACGACCCGUACGUGCAGGAGGUGUGGGACCAGGCCAGGAAGCUGAGGUGCACCUGGUACGACUUCUACGAGAAGGCGGUCACGUUCAGGCCGUUCCAGGUCGACAUGCUGCACGCGGUCACCGCCAACUUCCUCGGCGACAACCUGCAGUGCUGGAUGCAGAUACAGGUGGGCAAGGGGCCCUGGGCUAGCGAGGUCUCGGGCAUAGUGAAGAUAGGCCAGACCAUGACCAUGGUGCUGGCCAUCAAGGACGACGAGAACAAGUUCGACAUGCUGGUGAGGAACUGCGUCGCCCACGACGGCAAGAGGGCGCCCAUCCAACUGGUCGACCAGUACGGCUGCGUCGUCAGGCCCAAGAUCAUGUCCAGGUUCCAGAAGAUAAAGAACUUCGGCCCGAGCGCCUCGGUCGUCAGCUUCGCCUACUUCCAAGCCUUCAAGUUCCCCGACAGCAUGAACGUCCACUUCCAGUGCGUGAUCCAGGUCUGCCGCUACAACUGCCCCGAGCCCAAGUGCGGCCACCCGGGCCUCGAGUACGGCGCGCCCGCCGCGCCGGGCCUCGCCCACGACUACGCCGCCCCGCCCGUCCACCAGAGCCUGGGCCCCGAGUACGGGGCCCCGCCCGUCCCCGAGUACGGCGUGCCGCCCGCCUUCGCCGACCCUCGCCACCCCAGCGGCCCGGCCGGCGCCUACAGCGAGCAGAACGCGGACGUGGUGCCGGCGCCGCAGGCGCAGACCUCGUCCUCGUCGCCGAGCUCGACGCCGGGCGACGCGACCGCGAGCAGCCCCCCCCAGAGCCCGCAGCAGCAGGACGCCAUCCACCUCCCGCCGCCGCCCCUCCCCGGCCACCCGGCCGCCGCCUACCAGACCGUGAAGAGGAAGGGGAGCGCCGCUUCCGAGGAGCUGGAGGGCAACUUGGCAACGCUGGGCGGCCGGCCUAGGUCGGUCGAGGGGUUCCCGGCCGAGCUGAGGGGAGCCAGGAGGCGAAGAUCCGUCGACGGCCUGCCCGAGCCCAUGGAGCGGACGAUCGUGAGCCUGGUGAAGGUCGGGCGCGUGUACAAGAGGGCGGCGCAAGAGAUGACGGACGUGAACACGUCGAGGACGAUCCAAGUGGUGGCGCCGGGCGACGUGAACUUCGCCCUGGGGACGACCAACUCGAGCAACGACACCACGGUCGUGAUACAGAACGCGGCCGCGUCCAGCGACCCCGAGACCAUCUGCAUGAGCUUGCCGGGCUUCGUGGGUGGCCUGGUCAUGCUGCUGCUCGUCGUGGUGGUCGCCUCCCUGGUCGCGGCCUUCCUCUUCGUCAGGGUGCGGGCCGUCGACCGGAAGAACAUGGUGGCGGGCGGCGGCUUCGUCCACCCGGCGUACGCGCCCGAGAACUGCCCCGUUUCCAACCCAGAGUUCGUCAAGGUGGCCAACUGAGAGAUCGUAUGGUCGGGUUAAUAUGGACGUUUCAACAGGAUCUCGAGGACACGCUGCAUACGUGUAUAUAUAUAUGUGUAUAUACGUAUAUGCAUAUAUAUACAUGCGAUGGAAACAAUCACAGACCCGACACGCAAACGUUCUCUCCGUUUCUUCUUCCCCUCCUCCCAAUUUCCCACUUUGCUCCUUCCCCCACUCCCCAUCCACUUGCUCGAAGAACGGAUGGAACAAAACGGGUAAUAAAAGGAAACGUGUAAAUAAGCGUUACGCUUAGGAAGAGAAAAGCGAGAAAAGAGAGGGAAAAGAAAAGGAAAAGGGGAAUAAGGUUGAUCGCCUCGGAACAGUCUCGAAGGGCAUUGUAAAUAAGUCGGAAGUGGUAGGACGCCCUACUCGAUUAUUUAUAUACAUAUCUACACACACACAUAUACACACACGCGCAGACACACACACGUUCGUAUACUUAUUAUACGAGAAGGGUAUUUAUCCUUGUAUUUUCUUCUCAAAACUUCGUUUCGUACCUCAAUCUCGUUUAGCGAGCCACGGGUUCUCCUCUCGUCGACUAUUGUUGGAACCCGUGACGAUUAUUAUUAUUAUUAUUAUUAUUAUUACUAUUCCAUUACUACUACUACUACUACUAUUACUAUUAUUAUUAUUAUUACUAUUAUUAUUAUUACUAUUAUUAUUAUUUAUUUGUUUCUCUAACUAAGCGCCCUUUCUCACGAUCGAAUCCGACUAACCUAAUUUAUUCGAAAUCGAAAUUGUUUCGUCUCUAUCCCUAUCUCCCUCCUCCUAUUUAAUUAUUUAAGAUAUUCGAUAUUUUAAGUAUUCCCCUUCUAGAUGACACGUGGGGGAUAACGUGUUUCGAGUAUGUGCUUGAGCGCAUGCGCAUACACACACAUCACACACAUACACACACACGCAUACACGAGCACGACACGAAUGGAUAUAAUUGGACGAUGCGAUCGCGAUACGCGCAUGCGCGGGCGAGUUGUACGCGCAUGCGACGAGACGCGAGGAAAAGCGUUUUUUUACACCGAGGCAACGAUUCUGAUUUUUACUUCAUGAUUAUUUCAAUUACAUACUCGUUUUUAUUUAUAUAAA
Messenger RNA from Apis cerana (Asiatic honeybee), 4045 nucleotides. RefSeq names its product transmembrane protein dusky-like (gene dyl). Lineage: Eukaryota; Metazoa; Arthropoda; Insecta; Hymenoptera; Apidae. The record is from RefSeq and is a predicted model, not a curated record.